AUGACUGGUACACGCCCAAUCCGAAAGGAAGCCUGUACUCUGAUCAAGUCAUUUGCUAACCCCAAAAAGAUGCUCCGUAUAGAAAACUGGAAUGUUAGGACAAUGUACAGCGUGGGAAAAACAGCCCAAGUAGUUAAGGAGAUGCAAAGGUACAACUUGGAUAUCCUGGGCAUUAGUGAAUGCCGAUGGUCUGGCUCUGGACGGCUAAAGACACAGACUGGCGAAACUAUUCUGCAUUCGAGAAGAGAUGAUAACAUACACCAAAGUGGCGUUGCACUUGUGAUGACAAAAGAAACAGCUGGUUGCUUAGAGAGCUGGAUGCCAGUUAGUGAUAGAAUUAUGACUGCACGAUUCACUUCAAGAUACAUCAAAACGACAGUGGUUCAAGUAUAUGCACCAACAAAUGAGGCAGACGAAGAGACAAAGGAUAGCUUUUACGAUAUGUUACAGAAGGUCACUGGCGAGACUCCAAGGCAUGACAUGAUUAUGAUGAUGGGCGACUGGAACGCUAAGAUCGGGGCCAAGCAGAAGGGGAAGAUGGUGUGGUGGGGCGACAUGGGCUUGGAGAUGAGCGGUCAGAAAAUGGUGUUCGUUUUGUUUCCUUUUGUGCAGCUAACAACCUAG
Dendronephthya gigantea is the source of this 624-nucleotide messenger RNA. Its product is annotated as craniofacial development protein 2-like. The transcript has a single exon. The coding region runs from base 1 to 624 and encodes 207 amino acids. Lineage: Eukaryota; Metazoa; Cnidaria; Anthozoa; Malacalcyonacea; Nephtheidae. The record is from RefSeq and is a predicted model, not a curated record.